AUGGAAGAGUCUGAGGGCAGUGCAAGUGGGAACCACAGUUCCAGUGGAUCACCAAUCACCAACAUGGCUCAGGACUACCUCUUAACAAUUCUCCUCCUUCUCCCCAUAGAUGCAAUUCUCUCCCUUUCCAUGACUUGCAAGAGAUUCAGGUCUCUCACUUCCUCACACACUCUAUGGAAAUCUUUGUGCAAAAGGGACUUAGGUUCCACUUGCGUUGAGGCACUAAUAAACUCCUCCAACUAUCACCACCAUCAGUUCCCAUGGAUGAGGCUCUACAGGCAAGUCUCUCUGAUGGAUUCAGUUUGUUGUCAUAAAAUUCUGUCAGAGCCACAUGCAGAUUUGGAUUUCCCCACAGCCAGAGCCUCUCACUCUCUCAACUUUGUCUCGGAUUGUCUAGUCUUGUUUGGUGGCGGCUGUGAGGGAGGACGACAUCUUGAUGACACGAGGGUGGCAUACAUUGGCAAUGAUUUCCGGAGAAUGUUGAAAUGGCAAACAGUCCAUGCAGGCAUUCCGAGUGGGAGAUUUGGGCAUACAUGUGUGGAAAUGGGUGAUUAUCUUGUUCUCUUUGGAGGAAUCAAUGACCGUGGCAACCGUCAAAACGAUACAUGGUUGGGGCAAGUUGUGCUGAAUGAAAACAAAGGCAUAUCAUUUUCAUGGAAAAUGCUUGAAGUGGGAAAUGUUGCACCACCCCCAAGAGGAGCUCAUGGUGCAUGUUGUAUUGAUGAAAAGAAAAUGAUAAUCCAUGGAGGUAUUGGGCUUCAGGGCCUCCGUUUGGGGGACACAUGGGUCUUGGAGUUGUCAGAUAGUCCCUGCCAUGGCACUUGGCAUGAGAUUGUGUUACACCCUUCACCUCCACCACGUUCAGGACACAGCUUGACAUGCAUUGGCAGAAGCAGGACAAUACUAUUUGGAGGUAGAGGUAUGGGUUAUGAGGUACUUGAUGAUGUUUGGUUAUUGGAUUCAUAUCAAGGUUAUCUCAAAUGGGUUCAAAUAGUUUAUGAUUUGCAAAGCAUACCAGGUGGUGUUUCCCUCCCUAGAGUUGGUCACACAGCAACUUUGGUUUUGGGGAGCAGGUUGCUAAUUUAUGGAGGAGAAGACUCAUGUAGACACAGGAAAGAUGAUUUUUGGGUGUUGGAUAUCAGUGCCAUUCCUUACCCUUGCAUCACUCGGCAGCAUCCAACCACAGUGAGCUCCAAGAAAGUCUCAGUGACAAGAAUGUGGAAAAGGUGGAAAUCAAGUGGUUUUGAGGCAAAAGCUAGAUCAUUCCACCGUGCUUGUGCAGACCAAUCAGGGCGUUAUCUGUAUGUAUUUGGUGGAAUGGUGGAUGCUUUUCUUCAGCCUGUUCAGACUUCUGGACUAGGGUUUGAUGGGGAGCUUUUUCUUGUGGAGCUCGUGCUUCAGAUCUAG
Messenger RNA from Sphenostylis stenocarpa, 1407 nucleotides. The record is from the annotation of a GenBank genome assembly. Lineage: Eukaryota; Viridiplantae; Streptophyta; Magnoliopsida; Fabales; Fabaceae.